AUGGAGGGCAUGACGGAGCUCGAGAACGCCGCCGGCCUGCCCUUCACCCUGCGGCCGUCCCUGCUCUUCCGCGGCUGCGGCGCCAAUCUGCUCAAGGAGACGUCGGAGAUGGCGCUGCAGUUCGCCGCCGCCGGGCGGAUGAAGGCGGGCGGCGACGCCUCGUCCUCGGCCGCCCGCGAGAUUGCGGGCGCCGUCGGGGGCGGCGCGGUCGGUGCUCUGCUUGUGACGCCGUUCGAGUGUGUCAUGGUGCAGCAGCAGCUGCUCGGCACCUCGCUGCUGCAGACGCCUCUCGACAUCGUGCGGCGGCACGGUGCGCUCGACGGCCUCUACCGUGGGCUGGGUCUCGCCGCGCUGCGCGACUCGAUCUACGUCCGGCGACGCCUCAUCGAGGGCCACGAGCUCCCGCCCGCCGCCGCCAGCCUCUGCGCCUCGGCCGUCGGCGGCGUCGCCGGCGGAGUCUUCUCGCACCCGAUGGAUGUCGUCAAGACGUGCAUGCAGGGCGACCUCGCGCGCGCCGUGCACCGCGACCCCCUGCUCACCUGCCGCAACCUGAUCGCCGAGGGAGGGAUCGGCGCCCUGAUGCGCGGCGCGGGAUGGCGCACGCUCAACAUCACGCUCACGGUCUUCAUCGCGGGGGAGGUGUGCCAGCGCCUGCCCCCCUACCUGCUGCGCCUCACGCGACGGGCGGAGCCGGCGCCGGCGCCGAAUGAGGCUGAGAGCGACUCGUCCGACGACCUCGUCCUAGAAGACAACGCAGCUGGUAGGACAUCGGACAGCGAGGGCCCGAUGCUCGAGGAGAAUGAGGACGGAGGCUCAGGCGGUGGCGGCGCGCCCUCGGCGGAGCGCGCCGAUGCGCUGCGUGCCGAGGGGAACGGCCACUUCAAGGCGGGCCGGGUGGCCGAGGCGCGAGCGGCGUACGGAGCCGCCCUCUCCUCGCUUCCGCUGGGCGACAACGCGGGCCGCGCGACGCUGCUGACCAACCGGGCGGCGGCGGCGCUCAAGGCAACCGACUGGACCGCCGCCAUCAACGACUGCACCGCCGCGCUCACCCUGACGGCCAUCGGCAGCGAGACGCGCCGCAAGGCGCUCUUCCGGCGCGCCACCGCCUUUGUCGAGGUCGGAGACCACUCGUCGGCGCGAAGGGACCUGGGCGAGCUGCCGCUGGACGACUCAGCGGUCGCUCGGCUCCGCAGGACCCGGCACCUCUUCCACGAGAGCGCGCUCUACCGCUGCUUCGCCGCGCAGACCCACCCGCACACGGAGCUCGUCGUCGUGGACACGGGCCCGACCCCGUCGGCCUUCUUCUCGUCGGCAGAGCGCGUCAAGUACAUCCACCAGGUCGGGCACAUGACCAUCGGCGAGAAGCGCAACGUCGCCAUCGCCGCCGCCUCGGGCGACUUCAUCUGCCACUUUGACGACGAUGACCUGUACGCGCCCAGCUACCUGGCGACUAUGCUCGCCGCGCUCGACGACGCGGGCGCCGACUUUGUCAAAUUGAGCGCGUGGUUCGUCCACGACCUGCAGACGGGCGCGACCGGCCACUUCGACGCCGAGGCGGGCAUGCCACACCCGUCGCUCGCGCCGCUGACGGAGCAGUUUCUCUACACGUACGGCUUCUCCUUUCUGUACCGGCGGAAGCUCUUCCCCGCGUUCUCGUUCGCGGCCACCUCGUGGGGCGAGGACCAGGACAUCCUCAAACGCGUGCGCGGCGGCGGCAGGCGCGUCGCCCUUCACCGGGACCGGACGGGCAUCUGCCUGCACAACCAGCACGGCGAGAACUGCUCGCGCUCCUUCGCGCAGACGACCGUCACGCUCGACACGCUGCGCGCCUCGCCGCUCGGGCCGCUGCUGCCGGCGCUGCCGCUCAUUGGCCGCGCGCUCGCGGGCGGAAGGCGCGUCGAGGGCGAGAGCGGCGUGUACGGCGACAAGGAGGUUCGCUCCGAUAAUGCGGGCGGCCUCUUCUGCUGGGACUCGCAGCUCGCGGCGCGGCGCGGCGACGGGGACGGGACCCUCACCGCCUUCACCGAGUGGCUCUGGUCGGGCAACGGCUUCUCCAAGGCGCGCGUUGAGGGGAUGCGCGAGCCGCACGCGCCCGGUGCGAUCACCAACCCGGCGUCGUACCGCCCGGGCGGCAUCGGCAACCCGGUCGCGGCCACAGGCGGCCCGGGCCUCGCUUUUGGCCAGUCCUCGCGGAAAUUCACGCUCUAG
Molecule: messenger RNA, 2208 nt
Organism: Emiliania huxleyi CCMP1516
Lineage: Eukaryota; Haptophyta; Isochrysidales; Noelaerhabdaceae
Exons: 7
Coding region: 1-2208 (735 amino acids)
Molecular function (GO): protein binding
Source: RefSeq, a predicted model, not a curated record